AUGAAGCUCGAUGACGAGGCGUUUGCUGCUAUGCUGGCCGUCACCCCACUGGCUACGCUGAACAAGUUGGCGAAAGAGACAAUGUCAGAUGAGGAGUCAAUGCUGCCUCUAGCUUUUGAAGGACUAGAAGCUCUCGAGGACUAUGAGACGGAUCAUCCGCCCCGUAGCAGCACCGAAAACCCGUGUCUAAUUAAGGGGACGGUAUCAGAGAUGUAUCGCACUGAGAUCGGUCACAUCAUUUCUCCUCUAGUCAACCGUGACCUUGGGAAGACCAAGGAAUUUCUCCAGUGCUUGGAGCAAGCAUGGCCUUUGCUCUUUGAUUCCGCCAUCGACAUCAACUCCAGCAAGAAUCUUUUUCGCCCUUCUGGCUCAUCGGAAGUCAAAGAGAAAUUUAUCGACAAUGAAAGCUGGAAUCAGAUCUGCCUGGGUCUCACUGUCAAAAGACUAUGGAGGCACGCCCGCUUCGGCCUCAAAUAUCUUAAUCCUGACAGCAAGGCAUUCGACAAGGAGGGUUCGGAAACCCAGCUCCAGCUUCAUUGGAUCAACACGAGCUAUUUCUCUCUCGAAGAUAGUCCACUGCUGUGA
Molecule: messenger RNA, 585 nt
Organism: Podospora pseudocomata
Lineage: Eukaryota; Fungi; Ascomycota; Sordariomycetes; Sordariales; Podosporaceae
Exons: 2
Coding region: 1-585 (194 amino acids)
Source: RefSeq, a predicted model, not a curated record